Phytomonas sp. EM1 is the source of this 594-nucleotide messenger RNA. The record is from the annotation of a GenBank genome assembly. NCBI's taxonomy places the organism in Eukaryota, Euglenozoa, Kinetoplastea, Trypanosomatida, Trypanosomatidae.
GACAGAAAAGGUAUUAUUUCCUUUUUAGGCGACAAAGAGGAUUAAAAAUACGCGUUUCGUAUAGGGUCUACAAUGUGGCACUCUCAGGUACUGCGAUACGUUUCAGCCGUCGAUCUGUACGCUUUGGAACAGCGUGGCUCUAUGUUGAGCUACCAUUUUUUGGAGUCCACUGCCAGGAUGAAAGAAGCUUAUCAAAGGUUACCCGCAGCGCAGCGCUUCAGAUUAGAGGAACGUGCUGCGUCACUGUGUGAGGAAGUUGAAAAGAUGGACCAAAUUGAAAGUUUCUUUUUGGUCGACUAGACUUUCCAUUAAAUUUGCUUUCCUUGCUUGCUUUUUUUGGGUUUCUAUAGGAGGUGGCAUGAAUACUGAGAGUUCAUGCGGAACGAUUACAAUUUACGCACUUAAAAAGUGCCACAGAAGUAUAUAUGGAUGCUAUUGUCUGUGAAAGUUUUGAUAAAUAACACCACAAGUAAUAGUUGCCGUUUUGCGCACUAAGCAUGGGUGUCAAAGCAAUUAUUCUCGUCGCCCAAAAGUCGAGGACAUCCAUCGUCUUUCGAUAUUGUUGUUGUGCUUUUUUUUUGUUUUGCACUGAGU